AUGACGAAGCUGCGGUGCGAGGGAAUCUUCACGCAUAGCGAGUACGAUGUGGCGACAGACCAGCCCCCCUACUAUAUCAUUUACAAAAGGAGCAGUGGAGGGUUGUACGAAUCGAGUGAGCACUUCAAUGGACUGACAGCACUUAUUAAAGGGAGGAGAGAAAAUUAUGGGGACCGCAAAGCAAAAGUGAUGAGUGACUUCCUGCACAAGGUAUAUCGGCAUGGAAGUUAUCGCCGCAGGGAAGGGGGCACGAAGGAGAAGAGACACAUCGCCGAGUUAAUGAAAAACGCCAACCCACUCUACGUGAGUAGCGAUGCCCUUGAAAAAAUAUACCACGGAUGUUACUUUCCCCCCCGUCACUCAUUUGAAAAGAGGGGGGGGGGUUUGCUCAAAGUGGAGAAGCAUUGCCUGUCCCACAAUUACGUGUUACUGGAGUGGGAUGAUGAGAGCAGACUACUGGAGGGGAGAUUUCCUCACGAAGGAAAAUCAGUUAACUACAAAAUGAAGAACAACGGUGAAGAGAGAGAAGAGGAUGCAUCACACAAGGGUGAAAAAGACAUUUGGGGCUUCAUUUCGAUUUCUAGGGUUGACUUGUUGGAACACCACUUUGAGGAUCACUUGAGGGAGUUGUAUCAUGUAAGGCUUAGGAUGAAGGACAAGCGGUUAGCUGUUUUACUUUCCUUCUUCUUUCAUCACGGGGUGGUGCGCAAUUUGCGUGUUAACAGUAUGAUCGCAGUGCACAUGGAGGAAAAAAGGGUUGUUCAUAAUUUGGGGGAGAGUGACAUGCAGAAAAAUAAUUUGAAAAAGGGAAGAGGAGUCACCAAAGAGGUAUUCACGGUUGCGUUCGAAAUGCAUGCAAGGAAUAAUAAAUGCGUCGAUCAUUUGUCAUUUCUUCUUAAAAAAUUUCACUGUGAGGAUGUUACAGAAGGGACAUUUUUUACAAAUUCCUUUUUUAAUAAUAUGAUUUAUGUUUAUUCGAGGAAGCUCAAGGAGGAAGUUCGUUACGAGAAUGUUACUUUCGUGGAGGGACUGAACAGGGGCGUGUUUCUAUUGUCUUACUUGUUUUUCCAGAUGGGGAGAGUCGAUAGGUUGUUGAGUGGCGGUAUAUCUUAUACAAGAGUGAGACGAAGUUACACCAUCGGGGUAGAGGAUAGGGUUGUGUACAUGCCUGCCCUCUUCCGCGAUCACCUGUACUUGGCUGGUGAUUAUGUGAUGUACUGGGAGGACACUAACCAGUUGGUACGGCACAGCACCGUUGCUAACCUCACCGUUGAAAAGCAGUUCAAGGGGGAAGGUAUGAAGCGCAGUUGCAGGACGACGGUGCGGGUGGUCUGUGAUGAGGAGGCUGCUUGUGGUGGUGCAUCCCCCCUGCGCAACUGCAGCGCCAUCGUACUGGACCUGCACCCGAAUGGCAUUGUGAUGGACAAGGAGAGACUGGUGAGCCCCUACAUGACUGCGUCCUUUGCAGAUAUAGAAGGUUACAAGAGUGUGUCCCCCGCGUCUGUGACCAAGUAUCGAGUGAUGAGCUUAUCACAGGGGCGACUCUCCUCUGGCGCGACAGGUGCACGAGCCAACGCGCCUGAGCAAGAAGGGGGGGAAGAUAUAAGGACGGGGUCGUCGCACCAACCCUGCGCCGCUAUCUCCUUCGAUGUACAGAUUUGCAGCAGGUACGUCGCCCCCUGUGGAAGAGAAAAAGAGUUAAAGAGGAGCCGCGCAAAAGAGGAAGUUGCUCGCCUCUCGGGGGAAGAGAGUCCUCACCCCACCUAUGGGGACAACACUUGCACAGACUACCACGCCGUAUUAUUGUCCAACGCAAAGGUAUUUCUAACUUGUGAAGGAGAUGCGAAGGAGACUGUUUCUACACAUGCCCAUAGGUGGAAUGCCACUCUGUACGCAGAUGCCACACAUGUUUAUUUUAACGGGGGGGAGGACAUGCUGAGCGUGCACACGAGGGACUUUUUUCUGUUCCUGAGUGAGAUGUCCUUCGUGCAAGUGUUAUCUCCCCUCAGGGGGGAUCAUACACAGGCGGGCUACCAACAGCGUGACCAUGCGCAGCGUGGCGGAGGCGACAAAAGAGAGGAGGGGCUGCUGGAGACACUCGCCACGUACUCCCUAGCCAGGACAAUAAACACUCAAAAAAUUAUGAACAAGAGGAUCAUUUACGAUGAGGUGCUCGCGGGGGUUCCUCCAUGGCAACACGUGGCCACGGCAAAUGAUGUAGAGACGUUGAGAUGGCCCCCCCCCCUCAAUGGGCCUCCCAUGGAGGGGGCAGCUGAUUACUACGUCGACCUGGUUUAUGUGCACUCAGUGCCUCACGGGGCCGACAGCUACUUGUACGUGUUGUGCGUGUCGGUGUUGACUUCGGUUAUGCUGGUCCUCUGCACGUUUGUCCUCGCACGCAAGUUCAGCCAGUAA
Messenger RNA from Plasmodium fragile, 2415 nucleotides. RefSeq lists its product as uncharacterized. The record is from RefSeq and is a predicted model, not a curated record. Lineage: Eukaryota; Apicomplexa; Aconoidasida; Haemosporida; Plasmodiidae. The transcript has a single exon. Bases 1 to 2415 code for a protein of 804 amino acids.